Molecule: messenger RNA, 2121 nt
Organism: Serinus canaria (Common canary)
Lineage: Eukaryota; Metazoa; Chordata; Aves; Passeriformes; Fringillidae
Product: calpain-8
Biological process (GO): proteolysis
Cellular component (GO): cytoplasm
Molecular function (GO): calcium-dependent cysteine-type endopeptidase activity
Source: RefSeq, a predicted model, not a curated record
AUGUCCAGGGUCACAGCGAGACUCUGCCAAGAAUGAGCAGCAGUGGACAGACUCGAAUCCAACAGGAAUGCCAUCAAGUAUUUGAAGCAGGACUAUGAAGCCAUGAAGCAGCAGUCCCUGAAGACUGGCACAUGUUUGUUCAAGGAUGAAGAGUUCCCAGCCAGUCUUUCUGCUCUGGGCUACCAGGACCUGGGACAAUAUUCCUUCAAAACUCAGGGGAUAAUCUGGAAGCACCCCACUGAGUUAUGUGCCAACGCCCAGUUUAUAAUUGGAGGAGCUACCCGAACACAUGUCUGCCAAGGAGAGCUGGGCAGAUUUGGAGAGACUAGAGGUAUGCUGGAGAACAAACCAAAGCCUGACAGGUCUGAGAUAGAUCUGAUGCCUGUUGAGAGAGCCUUUGAAGUGGUUUUCUGGCAGAAUGGGGAGUGGGUGGACGUGGUGGUGGAUGACAGGCUGCCCACCAAGAAUGGGAAGCUGCUCUUCGUGCACUCGAAGGAGGGCAACGAUUUCUGGAACGUGCUGCUGGAGAAGGCUUACACCAAGUUGAAUGGCUCUUAUGAAGCUCUAGCUGAAGGCUCCACUGUGGAGGGUUUUGAGGAAUUUACUGGAGGCAUCUCUGAGUCUUAUGAGCUGCGGAGGGCUCCUUCAAACAUCUGCCAAAUCAUCCAGAAGGCCCUGAGAGCUGGGUCACUGCUUGGCUACUCCACUGAUAUAACUGCUACUGCUGAAAUAGAAGCAAUCACAAGUCUGAAGCUGGUAAAUGGACAUGCUUACUCUAUCAUUGGAGCAGAGGAGGUAUAUUACUGAGGACAGCCAGAGAAACUAGCGAGGCUUAGGAAUCCCUGGGGUGAAGUAGAAUGGACUGGAUCUUGGAGUGAUAAUGGUCCUGAGUGGAAUUAUGUUGAUACCAAACAAAAACAGGCUCUGGAUAAGCAAGUAGAUGAUGGAGAGUUUUGGAUGGCAUUUUCAGAUUUCCAAAGGCAGUUUAGCUGCCUUGAGAUCUGCAAUUUGACUCCUGACACACUGACAAUCCACAAGGUCAACAAAUGGGACCUGACCAUCUUUAACGGACAGUGGAAAUGGGAUUCAUCUGCAGGCUGCCAGAACUACCAAGCAACAUACUGGACCAAUCCCCAGUUUAAAAUCCAGGUGGAUGAACCAGAUGAUGACCAUGAAGGGAGUUUGAAAGAGCCAUGCUGUACCAUGAUGGUGGGCUUGAUGCAGAAGAAUCGCAGGAGACAGAAUAGAAUGGGAGAAGGUCUUCUUAGUAUUGGUUAUUCACUCUAUCAGCUGGAAAGCAGCACAGAUGUGCAUGCAGGCCAUGCUUUCUUUGCAAAGCACCAGCCAGCAGCCCGGACUGACCCCUGUGUGAACCUUUGUGAGGUCUCCAGCCACAUGACACUGCCCUGGGGACAAUACCUCAUUGAGCCCUCCACCUUUGAGCCCUAGAAGAAAGGGGAGUUCUGCCUGAGAGUUUUUGCUGAGAAUCAGGCUAAAUCACAGAUGAUGGGUGAUGAGGUGUCUGCAAAGGCAUAUGAGCCUCACGUUGCUAAAAAAGAUAUAGAUGAUGAGUUCAAGACUCCAUUCCAAAAAUUCUCUGGAGAGGACUGUGAAGUGACUGCAACUGAACUUCCAAAGAUUCUAAACUGGGUUUUGGUGAAGAGAAAGGAUGUGAAAAGUGAUAGAUUCAACAUUAACACUUGCAUGGAGAUGAUCAGCCCUUUAGAUACCAAUGGGACCAGCAUCUUGGGACUUGUAGAAUUCAAGACUCUUUGGAUGAAGAUUCAAAAGUAUUUGACAAUCUAAAAAAAAGUAGACAGUGACUACUCUAGUCACUGAUGGCACUCUGGUGCCAUCAACUCCCACGAGAUGCAAAAUGCCCUCAGAAAGGCAGGUUUCAGGCUCAAAGAUGAGGUGCAGCACAGCAUCAUCACCUGCUAUGCUUGCAGCAGCAAACUGACCAUCAACUUCGAUGGCUUUGUGGCCUGCAUGAUCCACCUGGAGACCCUGUUCAAAGUGUUCUGUCUCCUGGACAAAGACAAGAGUGGAGUCAUCCAGAUCUCCAUGCCCGAAGUAAGGCUGGUCAGGUUGAAAUACCACUACAUCCAGCUGCAGCAGUAG